This is a messenger RNA of Misgurnus anguillicaudatus (oriental weatherfish), 3589 nucleotides long. RefSeq names its product coronin, actin binding protein, 2Ba (gene coro2ba). The record is from RefSeq and is a predicted model, not a curated record. Lineage: Eukaryota; Metazoa; Chordata; Actinopteri; Cypriniformes; Cobitidae. Gene Ontology annotation, molecular function: actin filament binding.
ACCAGGGCAGCCGCUGCACUGAUAGGCUCAGUUACUUAGCAAGAGACAGCGGGCAGACCCUACCUCCCUCUUCCUCGCUCAACCACUCACUCGUCGCUUUCCUCCCUCUCUCGCAAUCUCCCACGUCUCACUCUGGUGUCGGAGAGGCAGCAUAAGCACUCACGCUCAGUAAGUCUGUCUCUCUGUCCUGCUGUCAUACUCAGCGUUUCAGGAACAGAAGUUGACUAUUCUGCACUGAUCUCUGCAUGACUGUGACAAAGAUGUCAUGGCGGCCGACUUACCGAAGCUCCAAGUUUCGAAACGUCUACGGCAAAGUGGCCAACCGGGAGCACUGCUUCGAAGGCAUCCCGAUCACAAAAAACGUCCAUGACAACCACUUCUGCGCGGUCAACGCCAAGUUCCUCGCUAUAGUAACGGAGAGCUCCGGUGGAGGAUCAUUCAUUGUCAUCCCGGUCACUCAGUUUGGCCGUGUUGAUGCUCACUAUCCAAAGGUCUGCGGUCACCAAGGAAACGUGCUGGACAUCAAAUGGAAUCCUUUCCAUGACAACAUAAUCGCAUCUUGUUCAGAAGACUCCUCUGUGAGAAUAUGGGAGAUUCCUGAUGGCGGUCUGAGAAGGAGUUUGACAGAGUCUGUAUUAGAACUGUAUGGCCACAGCAGGCGUGUGGGCCUCAUAGAGUGGCACCCAACCACCAGUGGGAUUCUCUUCAGUGCUGGCUAUGACUAUAAGAUCCUGAUCUGGAACCUCGAGAUCGGGGAACCAGUGAAAAUGAUUGACUGCCACACAGACGUGAUCCUCUGCAUGACAUUUAACACUGAUGGAAGCCUGUUGGCCACCAGCUGCAAAGACAAGAAACUACGUGUCAUUGAGCCUCGCUCUGGCAAAGUACUGCAGCAGGAGGCGAAUUUUAAGAACCACAAAGUGAACCGUGUUGUGUUCCUAGGCAACAUGAAGCGACUCCUAACGACAGGUGUGUCUCGCUGGAACACACGCCAGAUUGCUCUCUGGGAUCAGGAGGAUCUUUCCAUGCCAAUUAUUGAGGAGGAGAUUGAUGGACUUUCAGGACUGCUUUUCCCCUUCUAUGAUGCAGACACGCAUAUGCUCUACUUAGCAGGCAAGGGCGAUGGAAACAUCCGGUAUUAUGAGAUCACCCAGGAGAAACCCUACCUGCAGUAUCUGAUGGAGUUUCGGUCCCCUGCACCUCAGAAAGGGCUUGGAGUGAUGCCGAAACAUGGGCUGGAUGUAGGAGCGUGUGAAGUCUUCAGAUUUUAUAAGUUGGUGACUCUGAAGGGCCUUGUUGAACCAAUCUCGAUGAUCGUGCCCAGAAGGUCAGAGACAUAUCAGGAAGACAUAUACCCCAUGACCGCUGGGACAGAACCUGCUCUCUCGGCUGAUGAGUGGCUCAGUGGAGUCAACCGAGGUCCUGUGCUAAUGUCCUUGAAAGAGGGGUACAGCCAACCCAACAAGCUGGUGUUCAAGGCCCCAGUGAAGGAGAAAAAGGCUAUGGUGGUCAACGGAAUAGACCUGCUGGAAAACGUGCCUCCUCGUACCGAAAAUGAUCUCCUGCGAAUGUUCUUCAGGCAACAGGAAGAGUUACGGCGACUAAAGGAUGAGCUCACUCAGAAAGACGUUAAGAUCCGACAGCUUGAGCUGGAGCUCAAUAACAUAAGAAACAGCCCAAACAUCAACAACAAUAAUGACAGCAAUGGUAGCAGCAUUUGACAUGGGAUCUCUACUGUUACUGUUCAUCUCCUCUCCUACAGUAACUGGAGGUCCCCAGCACUGCUGAAACCCCAUGUGUGCCUCCUUUACCCACAAUAUCCCACCUUCGAGAUCUCAGAAGACCGAGCACUUUGUUUAGCAGUGUUUCGAUCUAACCCUCAGUGUUGACCCCACAGCUAGUGUGCUAAAUGGAUUUUAAAGGCGCGAUGGUUCACUAACCCUGUGAAAACUCUCCCAUCAGAUGACCUUCAUUCACGCUGCCGAUGUACCUGCGGUGGACUGAUUCUUCAUAUAUGUGAAGAGUUUAAAGUGACACUCUCACAGAUGUACAAUGACGAUAAGGUUAAAAAGGUAGUGCGGAGGGUUAUGAACAGAAAGGGCUCAUUUUGUUUUUUUAAUCUUUUUUAACCGUUCUCUUUCCGUCUUUUCACACAUUUGAAUGUUUACCGCAAGAGUUAUAGUCUUGCAUGGGAUUGGUUGUAAAAUAACUUGGUACAAGCUUUUAUUUGCAUUAUCAUCUCAUAACUGUAGAUUUUUUUUAGAAGCUGUAGAAUUAUUUAUUUAAUUAUUUACCUUUUUUAAUUAGCCAUUGUUAUAAAUAGCUUUAUAAACUCAGUUUAGAGCCUUAGCCAUCAUGUCAUGAAAAGUAAUGUCAUACAAGCUUCACUCCUUAACAGUAAAACUGUUGAUUAGGUUUGUUAAGCUCGUACCCACAGCGAUCAUUUAAAGGGACAUUCCACAAAAAAAUAGGCUCAUUUUCCAGCUCCCCUAGAGUUAAACAUUUGAUUUUUACCGUUUUGGAAUCCAUUCAGCUGAUCUCCGGUUCUGGCGCUAGCACUUUUAGCAUAGCUUAGCACAAUCCAUUGAAUCUGAUUAGACCAUUAGCAUCACUGUAAAAAAUAACCAAAGAGUUUCAAUAUUUUUCUUAUUUAAAACUUGACUCUUCUGUAGUUACAUUGUGUAAGACCAACAGAAAAUUAAAAGUUGCCAUUUUUAGGCAGAUAUGACUAGGAACUAUACUCUCAUUCUGGCGUAAUAAUCAAGGACUUUGCUGCCUUAACAAGGCUGCAGCAGGCAUAAUGAUAUUUCGCAGCAGCCGAAAAUAGUCCUUUUAGUAACUUUCAAUGGCAGGGGACUAUUUUCGGGCAGUGCGUAAUAUCAUUGCACCUCCUGCAGCCAUGUUACAACAGCAAAGUCCUUGAUUAUUACGCCAGAAUGAAUGUAUAGUUUCUAGUCAUAUCUGCCUAGAAAAACGCAACUUUUAAUUUUCCGGCGGUCUUAAUACACGAUGUAAUUACAGAAGAGUCAAGUUUUAAAUAGGAAAAAUAUCGAAACUCAUUGGUUAUUUUUUAGCGCGGUGCUAAUGGUCUAAUCAGAUUCAAUGGAUUAUGCUAAGCUAUGCUAAAAGUGCUAGCGCCAGACCCGGAGAUCAGCUGAAUGGAUUCCAAAAAGGUAAAAAUCAAAUGUUUAACUCUAGGGGAAAAUUAGCAUAUUUUCAAAAAAGUGGAGUGUCCCUUUAAUGUAGAAUGCUCAAAAAUCACAGAGCGGUAAUAAUACACAAUAGGUGAUACUAUAGUGACAUACUUUAAAAAUUAAGCUUUUACUAACGUGAGCUGGGGACUGUUGUGACUCUUGAGUUGCUCUAUGUAAUGUGCUUGUAUGUCUUUUUUACAUGCAAUACACAUUUAAAGAUGCUGAUCAGUCAAUAGAGGGUCUAUGAAAAGAGUCUACAAUUAGGUGAACUAUGUGAGAAACUUGUACACUAAGAAUGAAUAAGCAAUGUUUAAAUAAGUUUUACAAAGAUCACUGUCUCUGUACCCCUUAGAUAUCGUACACAUAAAAGAAUGAGAGAGAGUCUUUUAAUUCAA